AUGGACAUAUUUUUAAGAUUAUCUAUGGACUACGGGUUAUAACCGUUCGCGCGGCUACCGGUUUCGCUAUUUUGUACUUUACUUUAAAUGUAGUAAAUAUGUCGAUUUUUUAACAUGUGAGUAAAUACAGAUUGUUUUUUUUUUGUAAAUUGUAUUCCAUGUGUGACGCGAGAAUUUAAGUUUACUUAAAAUAAAAUAAGUGGCACACGCUGUACACGUCUACACGACUUUCUAAUUGCUAUCACAUCGUACCCACUCUUGAUUUAAAAACUGAUAUUGGUUUUUAAUAUUUAUUAUUUUGCUAAUUUGGUAUGUAAAGCUACUCACUAUUCCGACUUGUUGCAUUCAUUGUUAAAUGUUAUUAUUCAAUUGCCAAUCGCCCAAUUAUUACAAUUUGAAAUUGUAUUGAGUUAGAAGCACUUGUGCAAUUGGGCAUUGGGAUUCAAAUGUACACGAGCUUUUUGUAGAACCAUUUAUUCGAAAGCCUCGACGAAAGCAUUGCAAUUCAUUUGGUCUGACUUGCCAGUAAUUUUAUUUUAUGUCAUCUAAUAAAAUGAUAAUUACUCAAAAGGAAAAGUACUUAUUUUCGUUUUUAAUUUGAAUCAAAAUCUACUUAUCAGUUAUUGUCGGACAAAACGUUGUGUUCCACUGUUAAAAUGUCAGAAAUUGAAAUCUCAUCCGGACCGGAAGAUAGUGAACCAGAUAUUUUUUAUAACAUGGAUAUGUUUCAACAGAUGAUAAAUUUAUGUCGAAAUAAUAAAAAGUUUCCUCAGAAGUAUGUUGAAGAUAUGAAUAAAAUGUAUAAAAAAUGCAAUAAUAAACAAAAGAAUUCAAAAAAUUUAUGCGAUUUGGUUCUUAAAGGAAUAGAAUCAAUUUCUCCAAACAAUGAAGAUUCUUUUCAGUAUGCUGCAAAUGUAUAUAAUGAAUUAUUACAAUUAACCAAAAAAGACUCCAAUAGAUUACAGACUGAAAACUGUGUUGCUAGUACUUCAAAUGGUAAUACAAGUACAACUUCUGAAUUAGAUGAUGGUACAAGUAACAAUGAAAUUAGUGAAAGUAAUAAAAUAUUCAAAGAAUUAAUUGAAAAAUGUUAUCAAAAUAAAAAUUUUCCAAAUUCAAAUAUUGAAAUUAUUGAUAAAUUGUAUAACUCUCUGCCAGCUGAGUUUCUCAGCUCUAAGUAUUUUAUUAUGUUGUUAAAAGAAGCAAAUCAAAUAAUCUGGCCUGAUAGUAGUAUAACUUUUUAUACACACAUGGAAUAUAUAUAUGAUCAAUUACAGCAGUUUGAAGCUUCAAUGAAAGUUCAAGAUAGCAAAACAUCUGGUAACAAUAAAGAAAUAAAUGGAAAGAAAUUAAAACAGCUAAAAAAACUCAAAACUGCAUUGAAGGUUAUCCGAAAAAAAAUUAAAAAUCUUGAUGAACAAGAAAUGGACAUAAAUAAUGAUGAUGAAUUUAAUUAUGACUCUGCAUAUAUAUUAAAAGACAAAUAUGAAAAAAGGAUAGUUGAAAUUUAUAAACGAAUGUGUAAACUAUGUGAUGAACCAGACUUUUUAGAAGAACCUAUACUGCGUUUCAAAGGAACAAACGACAGCUUGGUUAAUAAAACCAUUGAGAAAUAUUAUAAUGUUAAUAAAACAUUUCCAGAUUCUUUUGAAAUAUAUACAUUAUUAAAAUGCUUAAGAGACAAAAAAAAAUUAGGAUGGACUGAAACUGAAUUGAGAAGUAUCUCAAAAGAUGCGUUUCUUCAACUUGCGAAACAAUUAAAGCUUCGAAGGAUAAAUGAAUAUCUUGGUCGUUUGUCAAAUGUAAAUACACUUAAAGAUCCAGCAGAAGAAAAUGAAGAACUUAGAAAGAAACUCGAUGAAAGUAACAAAAAGUUUUACGCAGAUUUGAACGAGUUGGAAAUAAAGUUUAAAAAGAAACAAGAUUAUGCAGAAGAAACAGAAGGGUCUAAUCUUAAUGAUACAGAGUGUGAAUACAGUUCAGAAAAUGAAUCUAUUGUUAAUAAUAGAAAAUUAAAUAAAAAGGCAAAACCAAUAUCAAUAAGACGAAAAAGGGUAUCAUCGUCAGAAUCAGAAAAUAAUAAACGACCAAAAAAGAGUCAGAAAACUAUUUAUAUGGAGUCAUUUGAUUUAGCACCAAGUGGUGUUACUUCAGAAACAGAAAAUGAGAUAGAUGAAGAAAAAAGUGGUAUUACUGAAAAAGUUCCUAAUCAAAUGAUAGUUGUAGAUAAUAUUAAUAGUAUGAUAAAUACAAACAAUAAUAUUGGUUUACUAAAAGAUGUUAACAAACAAUCAAACACAGUUUCAAAAAAUUCUAAUGAUAUUAUGUCAAAUGGUAAAACAAGUGAUGUUAACAAAGAUACCUCCAACAAAAUAACUAUAAUAAAUAGUGUUGAAAAUUUAACAAAUAAAAAAAAUAAAGAUUAUACUGAAACCUUAGGAAGUAAUAAUUUAGUCACGAAAAAAUCUCUUGCGGAUUCCGAUACAGAUGGAAUCCUUUUGAUUGAUGAAGGUAUUAGAGUUGAGGAUGAUACUAAUAGAACAGUUACCAAAGAACCAUUGGAAGAUAAAACAAAGGAAGUAGAGAGUGAAGUAAAUGCUAAAAACCAUAGUACUACCACUAUUGAUAAUCCAAUUGAAGAAAUCGAGCCUAAAGAAAUAAAAAUGAAUGAUAAUAAAGAUUCGCCAAAAGAUGUAAUUGAGAUCAAUGAACUUGAUGAUUCAGAUGUAGAAAUAACAUCUUGUGAAACACCCAUAGUUCCUGUCCAAAAUAAGGAAUCUUUAGAAUCUAUUAUAAAAUCUCGAAAAUUUGAUGAGAAGCGCACAUGGGAUAAUGAAUCAAAGAAUAUUAAUCCUUCAUCAUCUCGUACUUUACAUCGAAAACCAAAUAUUAUGGACCAUAAUUUAGUCAAUCGUUGGAUUAUAAACAAUAAGCGACCUUCUAAACCAAAUAGCACAAACCAUAUGCCUAAUAUCAGACAGAAUAAUCCUAGCAUUAGACAACCAAUGGUUUGUCAAAGAACUGCUAUUCAAAAGAUACAAACUGCGAGACAGUUUACUCAACGUGUUUUAAAUACAGUUCAACAACAAAGAAAUGUCAUAAAUAAUCAAUCAGUACUACGAGAACAAGUUACAACCAUGACUACAACAACAACAGUUCGACAAAUAGUUCAGAAAAAUCAAGUUCAUCGUCCCGGUAAUUCUAUUACUAAUAAUGGUAAAAAACCUGAACUUAUAGAAUUGGAUUAGUACUUAAUAAUAUUAUAAAUACAAUCAUUUUACUUUUAUAUUUUUAUUUUCAAUGUUAGAUCUGGAAAUAUUAUUGCUCUAUCAUAUUUUUCUAAAAAUUUGUCUAAACUAUAUCUAAUAUUUUAAACUGUUUUAAUAUUGAUAUUUGAAUUAAAUUAAAAGGCUAUUUAUAUUAGCUUAUUAAACAUCAGAAAUUUCUUUGUGAUUGUAAGUUUUCUUAUCUAAGGUCUAAAUUAAAUAACAAUUUUUAAACAUAUGUUUACCUUCUAUUUAUUUAAAUAAUAUUAAAAACUAUUUGAUGUUAUGUAUAACAUUAUGUAUGUAUAUAAAUAUAUUGUUAAAAAAUACAUGUUUCAAAAAACA
Molecule: messenger RNA, 3611 nt
Organism: Aphis gossypii (cotton aphid)
Lineage: Eukaryota; Metazoa; Arthropoda; Insecta; Hemiptera; Aphididae
Product: death domain-associated protein 6-like
Exons: 15
Coding region: 657-3248 (863 amino acids)
Molecular function (GO): histone binding
Source: RefSeq, a predicted model, not a curated record